Penicillium atrosanguineum is the source of this 2625-nucleotide messenger RNA. RefSeq names its product MCM DNA helicase complex subunit MCM3. The transcript has 8 exons. Gene Ontology annotation, cellular component: MCM complex; nucleus. NCBI's taxonomy places the organism in Eukaryota, Fungi, Ascomycota, Eurotiomycetes, Eurotiales, Aspergillaceae. Gene Ontology annotation, biological process: double-strand break repair via break-induced replication; mitotic DNA replication initiation; DNA strand elongation involved in DNA replication. Bases 1 to 2625 code for a protein of 874 amino acids. The record is from RefSeq and is a predicted model, not a curated record. Gene Ontology annotation, molecular function: single-stranded DNA helicase activity; ATP binding; single-stranded DNA binding.
AUGGAUGUUCAGUUGCGUGAUGAGGCCGCGCAGGAUCGCGUGCGGGCCGCCACCGAGUUUCUUGAUCCCGGCGAUGCACGGGCACGCAGUUAUCGUGCCGAGAUCGUGGUGAUGCUGAAUCGGGGGUUGCGACGUCUCACUGUCAGCAUCGAUGAAAUCCGAGCACACAAUCGCGAACUUGCCGAAGGCCUUGUCACCGCCCCUUUCGAUUACUCGCAGGCCUUCGACCGGGCCCUCAAAGAUGUUGUCAAAUCUCUGCCGAACAGGCCAAGCAAGGAGACAGCAGAUGAAGUGGGCUACUACUGUGCCUACGUUGGAGCCUUCGGUGAAUUUUCUUGCAACCCCCGUACAUUGGGAUCUCAACACUUGAACCACAUGGUAUCCCUCGAGGGUAUUGUGACAAAAUGCUCUCUGGUUCGACCAAAGGUCAUCCAGAGUGUGCACUACAGCGAGAAGAAGGACCGUUUCCUGUCGAGAAAAUACCGUGAUCAGACUAUGACUGCGAGUGGUGCAACAAGCUUGAAUGUCUACCCCCAGGAAGACGAUGAAAAGAACCCGCUCAUUACCGAGUACGGCUACUCGACCUACAUGGAUCAUCAAAGUAUCUCAAUCCAAGAAAUGCCCGAGCGGGCUCCAGCCGGUCAGCUGCCCCGCAGUGUCGAUGUUAUUCUCGAUGACGAUCUGGUCGAUAAAGCCAAGCCCGGUGACAGAAUCCAGCUUGUUGGUAUCUACCGUACCCUGGGUAACCGCAAUGCCGGCUCUGGAUCUUCCACCUUCCGUACCGUGGUGAUGGCCAACAACAUUAUUCAACUCUCCUCAAAGUCUGGCGGCGGUAUCGCGCAGGCCACUAUCACCGACACCGAUAUUCGAAACAUUAAUAAGGUCGCUAAGAAGAAGAAUGUCUUCGAGUUGCUGUCCACUUCGCUGGCACCCAGUAUUCACGGACAUGAUCAUAUCAAGAAAGCUAUUCUACUCAUGUUGCUUGGUGGUAUGGAGAAAAAUUUGGACAACGGUACUCACCUUCGUGGUGACAUCAACAUCCUCAUGGUUGGUGAUCCGUCCACCGCCAAGUCUCAAUUGCUUCGUUUCGUGUUGAACACUGCUCCGCUGGCCAUUGCCACGACCGGUCGAGGAUCUUCCGGUGUUGGUUUGACUGCUGCGGUGACAUCUGACAAGGAGACUGGCGAGCGUCGUUUGGAAGCUGGUGCCAUGGUACUGGGUGAUCGUGGUGUAGUGUGUAUUGAUGAGUUCGACAAAAUGAGUGAUGUCGACCGUGUUGCAAUCCACGAAGUCAUGGAACAGCAGACUGUCACGAUUGCUAAGGCUGGUAUCCACACAAGUCUGAACGCCCGAUGCAGUGUCCUAGCUGCCGCCAACCCUGUCUAUGGACAAUAUGAUCCGCACAAGGACCCGCACAAGAACAUCGCUCUUCCCGAUUCUCUUCUCUCCCGUUUCGAUUUGCUGUUUGUUGUAACCGAUGACAUCGAAGACGCCAAGGAUCGUACUAUCUCGGAGCACGUUCUGCGCAUGCACCGUUACCGCCAGCCCGGAACCGAGGAAGGUGCACCUGUUCGAGAGCAGCUUAACCAGACUCUGGGGGUGGGCAUUGAGGAUCGCCAAGAUGCCAACCAGCCCACAGAGGUUUUUGAAAAAUUCAACGUCAUGCUUCACGGUGGCAUGGUCCCCGCCGGCCGCAGCACCGGCCGCAACAAAAACGUGGAGAUUAUCAGCAUUCCCUUCAUCAAGAAGUACAUCCAGUACGCCAAGUCCCGAGUCAAGCCCGUCCUGACCAAGGGUGCUGCCGAUCACAUCAUUGCCACUUACUCGGCUCUGCGAAACGACGACCUCUCGGGCAACCAGCGCCGCACUUCUCCCAUCACACCGCGUACCCUCGAGACGCUGAUUCGUCUAUCCACUGCCCAUGCCAAGGCCCGUCUGUCGAAUCGUGUUGAUGAGAAGGAUGCCAAGCACGCCGAAGCCAUUUUGCGCUUCGCCAUGUUCAAGGAAGUUGUUGAGGUUGGCCGUCGCAAGAGACGUAAGGUUACAAUAUUCGAUGAGGACUCCGAUGACGAGAGCGAUCCCGAUCUCGACGACGAGGAGGAAGAAGAGAGCACGGCCCGCGGUACAUCAACCGCCACUCCCGGCCGGGCUGGAAUACGAUCCCAAGCUGCCGCCAGCUCUACAGUUCCAGAUGACGACCCUGAUAGUCUGUACACAGCCAGCCCGCGUGCCCAACGCACACGGUCCAGCCAGAAUACUCGGACCCAGACACAGAGCGAGUCCCAGAUGUCCGUGGCAUCAUCUCAACCGGCCUCGCAACUCGUGCAGUCCCAAACCGAUGACUCGCAGUCUACUGCUGCAUCGGCUCACCCCAUCACUCCAGCUCGUAUGACCGUCUUCCGUCAGACACUGGGUCCUUUGAUGACUCGUGUCUUCACUGAGGGCGACGAGGUCCCUGUCAACGAUCUGAUCGAAGCUGUCAACACAGCCAUCCGCGCAUCCCCUACUCUGGGCGCAGCCCAUGUCUUCUCGCAGCCCGAGGCUCGCCAAGCCCUGACCGUAAUGAAUGAAGAGAACCUUUUGAUGUACCUCGGAGGCGAAGACGAAAGUGUCUACCGGAUUUAG